AUGGCUUUAGGAUUUGAUCCAGCUAGCAUAAACAUCGAUGGCGUAAAUUUUUCUGAUUACAUUCUUGACAAAAACUCCCACAACCCUUUUGUGUUUAUUCAUAAAAAGUGCUUUAAUAAAAAUAAAAAGAAAGCAACAAGUGAAACCAUAAAUUUAAAAGAAACUAACGACAAAACUCAGCAGUACGACUACGAAAAGUUAUGUGCCAAUUGUUACAAAACCAAAGAUAUAAAUGAUUUAGACGAGAAAGAUCCUGUACUUCAGCAAACAAUCAAAUUUGCAAAGGAUAUUAUUCCUUUGACAAUACCUGCUAGCACGAGCACGGACCCAGCUUAUUACACAAUCAAGUCUAAGAAAACUUCGAAGAGGAAACACGAGGCAUGUGAACGUAAUUUGAAUUCUAACAAAGAUGCUAAGAUUGAUAAAGGAAAAUCAAAAGCUGCAGAAAAUAUAAAACAGGACAAAUUAAAACGUAACAAAGGUACUACCAGUACAGAAGAAUCUUUUAGUCGAUCGUUCCAAGACAAUACCAUAGAUGAUGUAAAUGAAAACCGUUCACUAUCAUAUUCUUUAUCUGAAUUAUCGGAGCAUAAACAUUCUAAAAAGGAGUGCCCCAAUAAAAAUAAAAAAGAUGCCAAGCAAAACAUAAUUCUUGCUGAAUCUUUUGAGGCGAUUGCAACUGAAUACAUGAAUGUAUCUAGUGAUGCAAAUAUAAAAAUGCAUCUUAUGAAUGAGAAAGAUAAAACUUUGCUAUGUGAAAAUAUAAGUUCACCAGUAGUGAAAGCUGUAAAGGAGUGUUUUUUAGAUUUUAAUAAUGAGAAUCAGGAAAUUAAAGAUAUCUUUAAAGCUAUUCAAAACCAAGCCAUAAAACUCGAUAAUAUUUAUGAAAAAUUAUCAGAUAUUGAUAACAAAUUAGAAAAUAUUACGAAUAAACAAAAUUUAAAAGAGGAAGGAACGUUUCAAGAAAUAAAAUUCUCAAAAUUAGAAGAAAUAGGACGUGAUAUAAUAAAUGUUAAAGAAUAUUUAAGCUCUGAAGAAGAACUAGCUUACGUGGAUUUAAAAAAUCGCAAUACAAGAACUACUUCUUUAACUACAGUUCUUAAUCCAAAAGAUUUAAGUAAAGCUGAUAAAUGUGACAGUCUAGCUCGAGGAGAAAAUGUUUCGGAAAAUUUUACAGCGACGCAAUUGGGAAUACAAUUAGAACGUCCGAAUCGUAUCCCUGCAAGAUUUUGUUGGACCGAUUCUACCAAGAAACCUUUA
Molecule: messenger RNA, 1260 nt
Organism: Brenthis ino (lesser marbled fritillary)
Lineage: Eukaryota; Metazoa; Arthropoda; Insecta; Lepidoptera; Nymphalidae
Source: the annotation of a GenBank genome assembly